AACGCCGCAGAAAACAGCUGUUUUCGGCUUGUAAAAUGAGCAGCGCGCCAGCAAAUGUGAUUGAAAUUAAACCAAAAACCGAGUAUUUAAGUGCUGCAGAGCUUAUUGCGCAACGUCAUGCUGAAGCUGAAACCCCGCAUAACGGACUCAAACGAACCAGCAUCGAAGGCAGCGCAGCCGAACAAGAGGAACUGAAAAAUGCCUAUGCUAAUUUGCGUCGCCAAUUGUCCGCUAGGCGCAUCGAGCGACAAGCGGGACGCGCCAUAGCUGUUUGGCGCCACGAUCAACAGGCAGUCGAAGUGCUGCGCAAAGAUGGCAAAUUUGAGAGCUUUGGCUACAGCCAACAUGGCAAAUUCUAUUUGGAAUAUUACGAGGCUUUAUUUUUGCUGGAAUUAAACCGCCUUCAACUGGAGUACUGCGAUAUGAUUGUGUCCGUGGAGCAGGCCUACGUGCUGCUGCUUGGCGAGGCAGCUAGCGACAAGUACAACAAUUAUUUGGUAUACUCGGCAUUGUCUCGUGCUGGCUAUAUAGUUGUCAAGCAUCAAGCUGCCUGCCCAGCGGCACAGACAACUUCAACUAGCUCGGUUACAAGCGAGGACUGUAUUUGGGCUCUGUUGGAGGAGGCUUUGGGCAAUAAACCUGUGCCGGCUCACAUCAAAUCAUCCGUGUCUUUUAAUGCCACGCAGGCGCGCAUGGCGGAGCUGAAGCAGCAGAUAAUAAGCCAGACAACGGCUAUCACAGAUGAGAACGGCAUGGAGAGUGAUCUGCAAAGCAACUUUAUAUUUGAGACGCGCAAACGCAGAGCUCAGUCAGAGCCGCAAGAGGAGAUGGCCAGUAAAAGAGCACAUACAUCAAGCAAAAGCCUCGUUGAUAAUCUUAAAGCGGAGGCAAGCUAUGCAAAAUUUCAGCAAAUCUUCCAAAAAUUGGACAUAGUGCAGCUGCAAGGCGCCGACUACGACAGCGAUCAAGAUGCAAGAUUGCGCAGUUUUAAGAUCACCUUCGAUUUACAUAUGCACAACGAGGGUUUCAGACGCAGUGCGCCAAAGGGGCCCACUUUCAGCGUGGUUAUUCUACCCCCCGGUGAGCCAUUUCCCACACACAACGAGAUCCUCAAAUGUCAGCGCCAGCAGCAGCAGGCGGAGCACACCGCGCCGCUGCUCGUCAUAUCCGUUAGCGAAUCAAAACAAAUACAGGCGUUUAUUUAUUAUAUCAGCUGCUGAUUGCUCAGAUAGCUCAAUCAAUUGUGUAUAUAUAAUUGUUAGCUAAUUUAUAUGCGAGUCAAUAAAAUGCGCCACAAUUAAUAUACAACGAA
Drosophila novamexicana is the source of this 1312-nucleotide messenger RNA. RefSeq lists its product as uncharacterized. Gene Ontology annotation, biological process: tRNA-type intron splice site recognition and cleavage. Bases 36 to 1220 code for a protein of 394 amino acids. NCBI's taxonomy places the organism in Eukaryota, Metazoa, Arthropoda, Insecta, Diptera, Drosophilidae. The record is from RefSeq and is a predicted model, not a curated record. The transcript has 4 exons. Gene Ontology annotation, cellular component: tRNA-intron endonuclease complex.